Molecule: messenger RNA, 7309 nt
Organism: Astrephomene gubernaculifera
Lineage: Eukaryota; Viridiplantae; Chlorophyta; Chlorophyceae; Chlamydomonadales; Astrephomenaceae
Source: the annotation of a GenBank genome assembly
CGUAGACCAAACGUCAAUUUAGGACUCGAAGUCUAGCAGUUGUUUACUUAGUAACUUGUAUGCCGAAUACCUACCUCAGCGCUUGAACGUAUCCUGACGUUGCUUGACUUCUGGUAACAGAGCGUCAAAACGUUUUACGCACUAAACCUGUAAAUACGUACGAACAAUGUAGUCUUGACGCUAGCCUAAAAUUCUUCGGGUACAGACGUAGCGGCAUGGCUAGCAUACUUAAGUCGCCGGGAGCGGACGACGCUGGAGAAGCGGAGGGACUGCCGCUUGAGCGAUUACGUGAGUGCUUCCACCUAUCGGCCCGCGAUGCCUGCGCCCGGCUACACAUCAGUCAAUCAAAACUGAAAAAGCUUUGUAGACAGUAUGGGAUCUCGCGAUGGCCGCACCGAAAGCUUGCAUCAUUGGCAGCGCUGCGAACCCAACUGCAGAACGAUUCUGGAAUUUCCUGUGAGGAACGGCAGGCUCUGCUGACGCGGCUGGAGCAGCAGGUGGCUGCUAUCCUGCAGGACCCCGACCGCCCCAUUGAGCAGCAGUUCGAGGACAUGCGGCAGAGCAUCUACAAGGUGCGCUACCAGCAGAAGGCUGUGAGGCGGCGGCAGCUGAGCGGCGGCAGCGCAACCCCCUCGGAGCAGGAGGGGCAGGCGGAUGAAGAGGAGGAGGACGAGGAAGGAGGGGUUGAGCUAGGAGCCCAAGUUGUGGAGCAUGUGGCUACGGAGACAGCAGCCGUCGUCAGAAGGAAGACACCCACAGCAUCCGCAACAGCAGCAGCUGCUGUUGGGGCUACAACGACGGCAAGGCAUGUGGGGGCAGUGGCGGUGGUAAGCCGGGGGAGCCACAGCGGCUGCCCACCACCACCACCACCUCGUCCGCACAAGCAGCAACCACAGGAACCGCAGCAACAGCAGCAGCAGCAGCUCCCGCUGCCGCCACUGCAACACCAUCAGAUGCCGCACGCACGCACCCGUAGAGCGCCAGUGACUAGCGCCUACACCGGUGGUUCCGCUGCUGCCGGUAUCGGUACCGCCAGCACUAUCGCAGUUGCUGCAGUUACGCAAUUGCCGGCCACUGCCUCUGCCGCUGAGGCUGCAGCUGACCUCACAGCCGACUCCCUGAGUUGUCGUCUGCUGACCCCGGGCAGUGUGGCUGCAGGCCCCGGCAUCGGGGCGCUUCAUGAGAGCUCCUGGUGUGAUGGCGGUGACAGCAAGCGAGCACGUACGGAGCACCCGCAGCAGCAGUUGAGGGUUAAGGAAGUGCCCCCACAGGAGGAAGAGGAGCUUCGGCAAACUUUGCGUAGGCGGUUUCCGCCCACUGCGGCAGUGGAAGCAGCCCCCGCGCCGUCACCAUCCCGACACCCUUUCGGUCCCCAGCAAGCCCCGUCCAAGGAGCCAUUGUUGCAGCAGGGAGGCACGUACCACACCAGUAGCAGCAACGCUGCAGAAGCUGGGACUAUGGCUGCGGCUGGAACACGGGCGGCGGAGGUAACAGCGGCAGCAGGCGGCAUGCCUGCCAGAGCCCGUAACCAGAGUCUUGGCAGCGGCAGCAUGAGCGUCAGCAGUGGAGGAGGCGGAGGCGGAGGCGGAGGCGGAGGUGGGGAUUUGUGUCCUGAAGGCGACUGGCACAGUCACCACCGCCGCCGUUUUCGCAGCAGUGGGACCGGAGACAUCUGUAGCGGAGGAGAUGUACAGCACACCGGCGGCAGCGGUGUUACUACUGUCAGCGGGGUUUGUACGACACUUGCGAUGCAGGCGGGUGCAGCAGCAGCCGGCGGCGUCGCGUGGGGCUUGGCAAACGCGGAUGGAGGUGUGAAGAUGGCCGUCGGCGGCGGCGGCGGAGGUCCAAGCGGUGUUGAAGGGCUUUGGACCGCACCCGCACCCGCAGAAGCUGCAGCGGCGGCGGCGGCGAUAAACCUCACGCGUGCUUCCGAGGCGACGUGCAGCCCGACAUCCGCUGUGUACCCACAGCAGACUGCCCCACAGCAACGGCAGCAGCUGCAGAACUACCCGGGCCUUGAGCUAACGGCAGCGGACACGGGACGUCGGCACCAGCAGCAGCGUCAAGAGCAGGAGCAGGAGCAGCAGGUGCCGCCGCCGCCGCCACAGCAGCAGGUGCAUUGGCAGCAGCAGCAGCAGCAACGUGAUGCGGAUUCCCUGCCUCAGCAGCAACCGCUCUCCGACAACUACCCACAAUACCGCCGCCAGUCAGCGAACAUACGACCUCCUCCUCCUCCUCCGCAACAGCAGCCACCACAGCAGCCACAACCGGACCCACAGCAGCAGCCACAACAGCAGGCUGAACAUUUACAACAUCAACAGCCGCCACAGCAACAACACUACCAGCAACGCCAAUACCAAUGCGGCCAGCAGCAGCAGCUGGAAGCCCAGUUCCUCUGGCUGCAGGGGCAACGGCAGGGUGCAGAACCCCGCUGGGAAAAGGUUACAACUUUAUCUUAUUUCCGUUCAAGCGGUGGCGUCGGUUCUCAGCCAGAUAGCCAGCUGGCGACCUCGCCAACCUCAUCAUUGCCCGACUCUAGGGUAAACUGGGUGGGCGCUGUCUCCCAUGCAGGACCGCUGCACCCUCCAGCGCCCCAGCAGCAGCCGCAGUCGCAACGACCACAGCUGUCGCUCCUUCGGCUGCAGCCGCAGCCGCAGCAGCAGCAGCUGUUACAGCAAUUGCCUUGUGAAGGAUACCUGGAUCCCUCUCCUCAAGAGCCGUUGUCACCGCAGACCCUGAUGUCGUUGCAAGGUAACGAUCCUAACGAGCAGCAACGGGCCCUUGCAGUACGGAAGCGACUGCUGCAACAAAUGGACCACUCGCAACAGCAGCAACAGAUGCUGCACGGGCAUCUGUCAGUUCGGGAACGGACGCUGGUUGCCUUGGGUGCGGGUAAACCGUCGCCGUCGCCGUUGCGGCCGUCGGCCUCCCCCAUUGGGUUGAAGUCAGCAGCCGUUGCAACGCAGUCCGCACCAGAGGCGACGGCGGCGCCGUCGUCACUGAUGCUGCUGCCAUACUCUAACAGUACUGCAGGCCCCAUGCAGCGAAUAGCAGUUGGUACGGCAGCAUCGGUGGGUACGGCAAUAGCAUCUGCAGUACCUUCGCUUGUAAGCGCUGUCGGCGGCUGGAGCGGGAGGAUUGGCUGUGAAGUCAACAGCGGCGUCCCUGCUGUGGGCUGCGGCGGCUACGCUAACAGUGAGCAGCAGGGGACGUCUCCUGGGCUGCAAGGGUUCAGCAGCGGUGGUGGCUUUGUUAGAGGUGGUAGUGGCAUUCAUGUUACACUCGCAGGAGUUUCAGGAACUGCAGUGUACGGCAGAAUGAUGAGUGUUGGAUCUAGCUGUAGCGGCAGCAGCAGUAGCAGCAACCAGUGCUACGGCAGCAGCGCUUCGGGCGCAGCAGCCGCUGCCAUGUGGGCCCCCGCAGCAGCAAGGGCAGUAGCAGGAGCAACAGGAGGGGUAAUGGGUGCGACAGCAGCAGCAGCUGGAGCACGAGGAGGAGGGCAAUUGAAAUACCAGCAACAACAACGCCAUUUGCCCCAUCAUAUGAUGACUCCUAUCAGCGGCGACGCAGCAACAGCAACUUCAGCAGUAGCGGGCUUCGCAGGCGGUACAUGUACGGCACCGGGCUACGAGGAGGCUGCCGCUGCCUCAUGGGGUUGUCGUAAUUUAGUUUCUGCACUUCCUUCUCGGGUUGCAGGGUUGAUGCAUGCUGGCAUCAGCAGCGGCAGCACCUGGCAAGAAGGUGGCGGCCCACGGCAACCGUCGCCGUUCUCACCGCUGCUGGACCAUGUAACUCCAACCACCGGCGGGGGUGCAGCCCAGCGGCGCUUGUCGCCGUCUUCUACACCCAUCAACAUUAACAGCAACAAUAACAACGUGAUAACGACUGGCGACGGAGGCACCUCCGCUGCCGCCGCCGCCGCUGCUGCCGCCAAUAGGGCCGCCGCCGCCGCACGGCUGAUGCCUCCGCCGGCGCCCAUGCGACGCCAACCGCCGCCGCCGCCGUUUCAACAGCAGCACCAGCAGAACCUGGCGCCAUCGCCAAGGCAACCGUACUUGUCGUUAGCGUCUUUUCCCCUGAGCGCUCCUAUUGCUAAUCUUUCCGGAUCCAAUUUGCUGACGACGGGUCGUACGGACCAUGCGGGUGGUCCGGGAGGCCAUUGUACGACAGCGUGUGAGUUUCGAAGCUCGUACGACGGCUCGAAUCCACCACUGUCGUCAUCGCCUUCCGUUCACGCCGUGUUGAGCAACGCAUCGGCGGCGGAUGCCGGAUGGAUUAGCACCAUGCCUUCUUCCUUCGUCGCAAACGCCGCCGUUGCUUCCGCCGUCAAUGGGGGAGCGGUGCUAGCAGCUACUUCCUCGGCUGCCGCUGCGGCAGCUCUGACCAGCACCGGUGCUGCUUCGGGGGUUGCCUCUGCUAGCAUGUCCGAUGAAGAGGGCUGGCUACAAGAACAACAGCUGGGGGCCUGGGGCUCCUAAUGCGUAUGAGCGGUUACUGACGUGAUGGCUUGUUUGUGCUGGUGGGGGCUGAUACGCUCGGUGGCCUUGACACCGUCCAAACUGGUUUGUGAUGGUGCUGUUGGUGUAUACUUUAUUGGCCAUCCAACGGUGAUGCAAAUGUGUCGUGGCACCGCUCUUCUAUUGCAUAUUCGUUAACUGAAUACAGCAGUGAUGCUGAGCGCGCACAUCGAGGAUGUCGCAUCUGCUUGGCUUUUGAGUGGCUGAUUUCUUUGAUUACUUUUUUACCAGGAGUGUUACUUGAGGAGUUGAGUAGCCCAGUGGUUGAUGGUUAGGUUACAGGCAGGCGAACUAACAGCGUCCGAUUAACAGCGUUGACGGUGAAGACAGUUUUCGUUUAGCUUGUACGGCGGUUUAGGCUGUUGCAUGUACAUCAUCGUGCCCAGCAGGGUUUGGGUGUGGCACGAUAGGGGUGUUUCUUGGGUCAGUGCAUUCAUGAAUUGAUGAAGGAUUCCAUCGAGGAUGAGAAAUUCGAGUUUGGGAUCUGCGGAGACCUGCCAAGUCUGAGCUGCCUUGUUGAGGGUAGGCGGGGCAGAGGAGAGAGGACUCGUAGAAGGCCAGCCAUUCAAGUAGUUCCCAAGGAGAGGGCGACUGGUUUGUACGGCUGCGUUGGUUGGUCUGCGACAUUUUCCCUGCGAUAGGUUUUCCAGUUACUGCAGUAACAUUUCAUUGGUGUCUUUGGGGUUGGUGAGAUACUUGACCAUUAUGGCAAUGCAUUAUUGCAUUGCCUGAAAGGAUGCAUGGAGAAAUAGGAAAAGCCUGGAGAGUGGAUGCAUGCGUGUUCUAUGGGAGCAUCUGGUGUUGCAGAAAAGCCUCAAGGAGGUGUAUGGAGGUUUUAAAGCCUUGAAUGCGCUGCUCCACAUGGAAGGAGGCUUCCCUGCAGGCUUGCAUGGGAGCUGCAACCAUGCAGGGGUUGAAAGUGCCCGCAGUAUGUGUCUCGGUGGCAGAAGAUUUGAACUUGGACGCAACUGCUUAUUCAUUCUCUGUGGCUGCUAAUGCACGGGCGGCUUGCAUGGGCGUUGUGCAGGAUCCGGCGUUGUGCAGUGCAGAGAUACGGCUCUUGGAGACAGAGGAUGUGAGCCUAAUGUGUGUGCACUAUGAUGGCUGGAUAGGACAAUUGUCCAAAGAAGAGAACACGCACGUACUAUGACAGGGUGAGGGCGAGUCAUGCAGCGUUCAUCAAGAGCUUGCUAACAUGCAUGCAGACUCAGAUGGAUGUUAGGGUGUGGCGAGUUAACGCGUUGCCAUCGUGCGUGUGGUUGGUAACUUGCAGCAGUAGUGGUGUCUGAUGCGUUCGCACUGCUGACAAUUGGUUAGUGUGCCUGUUGCAGUCGGCUGUUGCGGAAACCGUUUCUUGUUAUCCUGUUUGGUUCUUUGUCGACAGGGUGCCGCUCUUUUUCUCGUCCUGCUGGGGAAGUGCGUUCCUGCUGCUUGCAUAGAUUAUUAAAUUACCCGUAGAUACUGUUAGUUGUGGUGUGUCAGUAGUGUCAGUCUGUGACACCCCAACGUGCAGUAGUUACACACGGUGUUUGGGUUUACUAAGGUUUUGCAGGUGUUGUGAUAACAAGGUUAACAACAGCUAUUAAAUGCUGCUGCCGUAGACAACAAACCAACGCAUGGAUUUCGGUGUUUGAUAGGAAGCCUGGUGGAAAGCAUUUGUGAAAUGCGUCCGGCGGAGUAGAGGGUGGUUUUUGCGCGACGCUUGUCCAUGUGCCGCUAGCAAGAUGGAAGAGACGUGGCAAUUGGUAAUGCCUGAUGCUGCUGCGCUUGUGUCGUUAUGGGAAGUUCCAAGAUUGCAAAGGAAACAUGUCGUUGCAGUUGUUGGUUAUCUGUUAGAACAGGGUUACGUCGGUAGGGUCAUCAGUACGUUUUGGCAAAGGGGGUGUAGUGUAUAAUGGCAUGGUAAAUGGGACGACGGGCUUUGAGCUUAGUGCACGCAUGCAGCUGGAUUUCGUAAUUCGCCGUACGUAAUUUGGGUACGUGAUUUCUGCCAGGUGCCUAUCGUUCAUUCUUGGUAUUGGAAUGCGGCAGUGGUUUCAUGCGCUCCUUAUUUGCAUCCAUACAUCCGUACAGCGUGUUUGUACGGUAUCGUCGGUAUGGCAAAGCUGCAGACAAGAUACAUACGGCAAGCUGCAGGCAUUUGGAGAAAUGCGCUGGAGAAAGGGGCGGGGUGCAUGUGCGUUUGCUUGCUGUAUAUUAACUUUCUUUGGGCCUUUGCCAGGUUAAGACAGUUGGCAGACAGUUGGCUAGGACGGUAUGGUAGCAUCGUAUUGUGACUUCGUGAGUGAAAGCCAAGGUACGAAAGGUUUACAGGUUUAUAGCUUGGGUACCAACAGCUGUGUCCUGUACGGCGGUAGUAACAGAUCCUUGCAGGUGUUGAACACGGCAGGGAUUUGAGCAUGGAUUUGAGAUCCAUACGAGCGAAAGGGGGCGUAUUAGCAGAGUUGCAUUUGAGAUUUCGACCGUAUUCGUUGGCGACGGUGGAGGGUGAGUUGCAAGUGCAUGGUAUGAGGCAUGGGUGGUGUGAGGUAUGGUGUGUACAGGGCUCGUGCAACCUGGGGGCGGGGAAGCAUUGAAGCUGUCGUACACCCACAACAGCUGUAGUACAGAGGUAGCUGCGAGCAGCUGCUGGUGCAACAUCUGUGGAAAGUUGCUGUAUGGACGUGUCGAGCGCGAACACCGUGUGCAAGCGUGUGCACGGGCGGAAAACCCCACAUCCUUACACCUCGGAAGCUUUACAUGUACCGACAUCGCCAAGCAAUUCCCUUUGUAAGUUUUCCAGGAGCAGUGGC